UAGUCGUGCCCGUCCUAGUCGGUUCUACGGCAGGGAUUUCCGCGCUAUAUAAAUGCGUCCCUUCUUUUUCUACUCAGAUUCUACAAGUCUCCACACCUGCUGACCGUCCAGCUGAGGUGUUGCCGUCAUUCGAACGAGACGACGAAAGGACUUGCGUUUGACGUGUUUCUUCCAACUGCGUGCUCAGUUUCACCUCGAAUUCGUCACACUGCAACUUCUAUAUAACAUCUGGAGAUUUGCGAAGACAUGUUAAAUAACACGACCAAGUCCUUGAAUACGGUAUCAGAAGACCUUUCGGACAUUGAGGGGACCUUGAUCCGCUUUGAUCUACAGGUCUGAAGGAUCGGCAGCGACUCGCCCGAGGCAACGAUGUCCCGCCAUUAGCCUCGGGGGGACAACGGCAGAUCUUGCACCUCUCGCACUGUGACCGAACUGCGGGGACUAGAUGCAUUGGCCGGAAAGACCAAACGUGAGUGGGCCGACAUUUCCAGCGGUAGGGCAUCCCCCAGUGGCAGUACAUUCUCCGGCCUCGGUAUCUGUCCGGGAAUCGCAGGCAGAGUCCGGUUCACGAAGCAUAGGAUUAAAGGUUUGGGUGAAGCACCGGGCAGGGAAAGCGCGUCCAUCUCUUUGCGAACCUCGGGGACCGGGGGAGGGAUACUUGGUGCAGGGGGAAGAGCAAUCCGCUUGGCCCCGAUUCUACGGAAUGGGGAGGCGGUUUGCUUCCGGCGUUUUUCGCAGUGAGCCUUGAGACCGGCAGGGGACUCGACAGUCACGUGGGGUGUCUCCUCCAACGACUUUGCAUCUAGAUGCAGACGCACCUCUCCUUCGGCGAGAGGUUUAUCCGUCGUUACAAGGGCUAAAGGCGAGAUAUUGGAGCGUUUCAUAGGAUGUCUAGUAUACUGUUGGGGGAAUGAAAGUGUGUUUGUGUGUGCUCAGGAUGCGCUGCAGCCUUUAAGGCCUGUUCGCGGAUCGAGUGCCACGACAGAUCGCUGUUCUGGGCCCAAAAGACAUUGAGUAGAGAGAUGUGGCGAUGUUCAUCGAGCGGUACAUUUGUUGAAAAAGACUGCAACGGUUGGGUCCCCUUCUUGUUCAAUCAUAAUUCAUCAUCGGAUCCUGGCUCCUAGCGACCAACUUAAUCAGCAACUCGCUCAAAUCCAAAGCCCGAACAUAAAUCAUCGGCUUUGAUCUUGGUCUAGAGCCGAUGCAAAGACGAUUAUCUGUUCAAUGUUGGGAAGUGGGUUGCAGUGAUACGCAUUUCGUUAUCUAAUCCGUAUAUCAAGGCAUUAAUUACAUAGCCACAUAUUCAUCAAUCUGCUAAACUGCACGUGAUCGUGUAUCAUGGCACGACUUGACCUUGCACUGGAAUUUACUUGAACUUGAGACCCACAGCUACCUUGCUUUCUUCGGCGCUUAUUUUCUCGAUGUCUCCAACGGUCAACCUUCCAAUUCCUCCGCCUCCGAGCGCUCAGAUUGCAGCGCCUCUAACUCAACCUCCGCUAAAUGAAGAUCAGUUGAAAAUGCAAGCCGCUGUGCAAGCCCAUUUCGAAGACCCGUCGUAUCUAUUGACAGGAAUAGAAUCCACCGACAAGACUCUCAUGGAUGUAGAAAAAAUGUGGCUCUCGUAUGAAUGUAUCCUGCGGUAUUUGCGCGCUUCAAAGUGGAAGACUGAGAUCGCCGUCCGGCGGCUAGAAGAAACUCUUUUGUGGAGGCGAGAAUACGGUGUCUACGAUACUGUCACGGCAGAUCUAGUUGCACCUGAGGCUACGACCGGUAAACAAAUCUUGCUAGGAUUCGACGUGCACGGCCGUCCGGGAAUGUACCUUCUUCCCUCUCGACAAAACACGAACGAGUCACCGCGGCAAAUCCAAUUCGUGGUGUGGAUGCUCGAGAGAUGCAUCGAGUUGAUGCCAGCAGGUGUAGAGUCAUUGGACCUCCUCAUCAACUAUGCUGACAAGGCGAAGAACCCCUCUUUCAGCACGUCUAAAUCAGUGCUAAACAUCCUCCAAACUCAUUACCCCGAACGACUUGGCCUGGCGCUAAUCAUCAACGUCCCUUUCCUGCUCAAUGCAUUCUACAAGAUGAUCAAGCCAUUCAUCGACCCGCUUACAGCGACCAAAUUGGCGUUCAAUCCCAAAUUAUUCGAGGACAAGAUCUUCACUGAAGAUGUGGUCAUGUCCGAGGGGUGGGGCGGAAGUUACAACUUUGAGUACGUUCACGAAAAGUACUGGCCGGCACUUGUUGCCAUGUGUGAAGAGCGCAGAAAGCUUUGGACCGAGACGUGGGUGAAGCUCGGGGGGAAGGUCGGAAUCAAGGAAGUCGACUACAAGGCGGAUGUUCCAGCUGAUAACGUUGAGACUGGGGGCGAGGUGUGA
Mycena citricolor is the source of this 2372-nucleotide messenger RNA. Lineage: Eukaryota; Fungi; Basidiomycota; Agaricomycetes; Agaricales; Mycenaceae. The record is from the annotation of a GenBank genome assembly.